Messenger RNA from Ceratotherium simum simum (southern white rhinoceros), 746 nucleotides. RefSeq names its product glutathione S-transferase A1-like. The record is from RefSeq and is a predicted model, not a curated record. Gene Ontology annotation, biological process: xenobiotic metabolic process; glutathione metabolic process. Gene Ontology annotation, molecular function: glutathione transferase activity. Gene Ontology annotation, cellular component: extracellular exosome; cytosol. NCBI's taxonomy places the organism in Eukaryota, Metazoa, Chordata, Mammalia, Perissodactyla, Rhinocerotidae.
CAUUCAGGUUUAGAGAAACCAGGAGACAGCAUCAUGGCGGGGAAGCCCAAGCUUCACUACUUCGAUGGACGAGGCAGAAUGGAGUCCAUCCGGUGGCUCCUGGCUGCAGCCGGGGUAGAGUUUGAAGAGAAAUUUGUAGACACUUCAGACGACUUGGAAAAGUUACGAAAUGACGGGAGUCUGAUGUUCCAGCAAGUGCCAAUGGUCGAAAUUGAUGGGAUGAAUCUGGUGCAGAGCAGAGCCAUUCUCAACUACAUCGCUGCCAAAUACAACCUCUAUGGGAAAGACAUAAAGGAGAGAGCCCUGAUUGAUAUGUACACAGAAGGUAUAGCAGAUUUGAAUGAAAUGAUCCUGCUUCUGCCCAUAAGCCCACCUGAUCAAAAAGAUGCUAAGAUCACCCUGAUCAAAGACAGAACAGUAAAUCGUUAUCUCCCUGCAUUUGAAAAAGUGUUGAAGAGCCACGGACAAGACUACCUGGUUGGCAACACGCUGAGCAGGGCUGACAUUCAGCUGAUUGAACUUCUCUACUCUGUCGAAGAGCUUGACCCCAGCCUUCUGGCCAACUUCCCUCUGCUGAAGGCCCUGAAAACCAGAAUCAGCAACGUCCCUACCGUGAAGAAGUUUCUGCAACCUGGCAGCCAGAGGAAGCCUCCAGUGGAUGAGAAACUUAUAGAAAAAGCAAGAAAGAUUUUCAAGUUUUAAUAAAGCAAGCAUGGCCCCCAGCACAUGCUGGACCACCUUCUGAA